Cryptomeria japonica (Japanese cedar) is the source of this 1149-nucleotide messenger RNA. Its product is annotated as BTB/POZ domain-containing protein At3g05675-like. The record is from RefSeq and is a predicted model, not a curated record. The transcript has a single exon. Bases 1 to 1149 code for a protein of 382 amino acids. Lineage: Eukaryota; Viridiplantae; Streptophyta; Pinopsida; Cupressales; Cupressaceae.
AUGGAAGAACCUCAGCUUCGAUUCGGAGCCCUAUCCUCUGCAGAUGUCAAAUUGUGGUUGACGGGCCAAAAUGACAGAAACUAUGAGGGAAAUCCAGUCUUUCUCCAUUCUGUCAUUCUCAAAAGAUCUCAGUUUUUCGUGGUCAAGAUGUCCGAGCGCUGGUCAUCGGAUAAACCAACCGAUAUAAGGGUAACUACGUCCCAUGACUUUGAUUUCUUUUUAAAAUGCAUUCAACUCAUGUAUGAUGAGCCUGUGUAUUUCUCCAAUAUCGAGGAAUGCCUGGCCAUUCUUUUAGUUGCCUCGGAGUUGCUCGCUGAUGAUUGCAUCAACAAAUGCAUGCAAUAUUUGGAAGCAGUUCGUUGGAGUGUGGAGCAAGAAUCCCAAAUUCGAGAUGUGCUCUCUUCUCUGGGAUUGAAACUUUUACCAGAUUUAACUGCGAGGCUUGAUAAGAAGGACGACAACCAUAUAAUUUUUCUGGAAAAGAUUAUCGAUGAAAUGGUCUCCCUUAUUAAAGACCAGCAGGGAAGAAACCUGGAAACUGCAGAGAAAUAUAUAGCAGACAUUUUGAAGGGGAAUACAUGUAGAGAAGAUGUGGAAGUAUGCGGGCGUGUGCUUUUGAAAGAGUUUAAAUCAUCCAUCGCUUCUUAUAAUUUCAGAACUAUAAGGUUGCUUAUACACUUUAUCACGCGUUGUGUGGGAGAGAUACUGAAAGCUGCAUUCGUCGCUUUGUGUGAAGAUCCAAAAAUUAUGAGGUAUGCAAUGGCAACGAGCAUAGACUCGGGAUUUAAUGAAAAUAUCUUUUACACAGUAAUCAGUUUCAUGCAGGCCAUAGGAGACGGAAAGACGACAAUUUCAAGAGCUUCUCGAAUUUCUUUACUCACAACUUGGCUACCAAUAAUGGCAGAAAUGUGCCGUAAAAGAGUGCCGUAUGCUCUCUACAAUUCCAACUUGAUUAAUCCUAACUUGGCUAACUUGGCUAAGCUUGAUAAAGCAGUGCUUAACGUCGUUGAGAGCCUCCCUCUAGUUGACAGGAGAAGUAUUUGCGUGGAAUGGAUAAGGGUUUACAAGAAGUAUGACAUCGACAUCGCUAAGCCAUUUACUUUGUUUAAAGAUCUGCAAGAUGCUCAUCACAAAUCGACACCUAAGUAG